AUGAUAUCCCUCAUCCCAAUCCUCAUCACUAAUCUCAACUCCACUCCUCGCACAGCAUCGGCCAUGCGCCUCGUCAACACCCAAACCAUCCAACUCGAGUUUGUCGCCGACGACAAUGUGCCCGACUACGCAAUCCUGUCUCAUACCUGGGAACAGGAAGAGGUACUCUUCCACGACAUGGGACGCGAUAGCGCCAAGUCGAAAAAGGGCUACGCUAAGCUCGAGAGCUGCUGUCGCGUAGCGAGAGAGAAUGAGUUUCUGUAUAUCUGGGACGAUACCUGCUGCAUCGAUAAGACAAGCAGUGCAGAAUUGAGUGAAGCUAUUAAUUCGAUGUAUCGGUAUUAUCAAGAGGCUAGCAUUUGUUAUGUAUACCUCGCAGAUAUUUCUACCGUCUCUGAAAUCCCCAAUAGCAGAUGGUUUACUAGAGGUUGGACGCUACAAGAACUUAUUGCGCCAAGUUCAAUGAUCUUCUUCGACAGAGACUGGCGUGAGUUGGGUACCAAGACAAGCUUAGUGCAGGUACUGUCGCAAAGAACAAGUAUACCAGAAUCUAUUCUCUGUGACAGCGAAGAGCUAGAGACGGCGAGCAUCGCACAGAGAAUGUCAUGGGCAGCCGACAGAGUAACAACAAGAAAGGAAGACAGUGCAUAUUCCCUCAUGGGUAUCUUCGGGAUCAACAUGCCCCUCCUCUACGGUGAAGGCGACAAGGCCUUCUAUCGGCUCCAAGAAGAGAUCAUGCGCGUAUCAGACGAUCACAGCAUCUUCGCUUGGAAAGCCAUCACUUCUCGUGGUGGGUUACUCGCCCCCACACCAGCUGCCUUCAAGCACUCAGGCGAUAUCAUCCCAUGGAAUCCGUUCACGCCAUAUAACAGUCCGUUCACGAUCACUAAUAAGGGUGUGCACAUGGAGGCGCCGUUCAUUGCGCAGGAUACUUCGGGCAGGGGCCUUUGUGUUCUUCAUUGUACGAGGGUUGGGACGAGGGAUAAAUUGAUUGCAGUGAAUUUGAGGGAUGUUUAUUUGACGAUGGAGCAUUUUGAGAGGUGUAGGAGUGACGAGUUGGAGUGGAUUGACUUGGACAGGUUCAACCUCACGCAGUAUCCCGUGAGGCCUUUGUGUAUACGGCUCCACCUCCCAUCAAUUUCCCGAAGAGCAAGACAGAAGGAAGGGCAGGUCGAUGGACUAUCCGAUUCCAGUGCAGUUGUUGAGCGCAACAGCAUAUCAUCACUUUCAGAACCUGCUUUAGUAGGCGAUGCUGGCUCAGUCUGGUACCUACUAGCCCAAGCCCCACCUGGAACAAUGCACGAUGAAGCUCGCUCAGCGAUCUGUCUGGCUGCUCGCGGUGGCCAUGAGCGUCUCGUCAGUCAGCUGUUGGCAAGGAGAGACACAUCUACUCUCAUAACUGACAGUGAAGGUCGAACUGCGCUCUCCCAUGCUGCAGAGUGCGGCCAAGAAGCCAUCGUCAGAUUUAUCCUGUCCAGCGCCAGGAUCCACCCUGAAAUAAGGGAUGUACAUGGGCUAACGGCGUUAUGGUACGCCGUGUACCAUAGACACACUGCAUGCGCAAAACUGCUUCUACAGAAAGGCUUGGUGUCUGGCAACGUUGGAGGUAACGGCAAUACCCAAACUGCUCUUUGGCACGCGGUCUCCGCCGGCGAACUCGACCUUGUGAAACUCCUCCUGCAGAAUGGGGCGUCAACCACCAAUGGAAGCGAACUAGCCCUUUACGCAGCAGUAUCACACCAGCACCCCGCCAUGGCCGACCUCCUUCUGCAGUACGGCACCGACCCCAACGAACGAGAUACAAAACGCCGAUCCCCGCUGCACAUUGCAUGCAGGAAGGAUAACCACGAGAUAGUAGCUCUGCUGAUGAGACAUGGUGCCAACGCUGACACGCUCGACACCGGGGGCAAGACAGAACUGGCGUUUGCGACGCUGAGGGGCAAUGUGGCGCUGGUCAAGGUGUUGCUGGAGAAUGGGGCGAAUCCGAGGGCUAAGUGUGCGAAUGGGAAGACGGCGGCGGCUUAUGCGACGGGGCAGGAGAUGAAGAGUUUGAUUGGUAAUCAGAGAUGGUAUAAGACUUUGCUUGAUAGGACGAGUACGAAUCGGUCGGCGUUGUCGUGA
Fusarium subglutinans is the source of this 2121-nucleotide messenger RNA. RefSeq names its product beta transducin. Lineage: Eukaryota; Fungi; Ascomycota; Sordariomycetes; Hypocreales; Nectriaceae. The coding region runs from base 1 to 2121 and encodes 706 amino acids. The transcript has a single exon. The record is from RefSeq and is a predicted model, not a curated record. Gene Ontology annotation, molecular function: protein binding.